AUGCAAGACAACAUUGACAAGGUGAUGCAACGUGGCGAACGUCUUGACGACUUGCGUGGCAAGACUGAGGAUCUUCAAUCAACGGCAACUCAUUUUCGCCGUGGUGCCAACCAAGUGCGUAAACGAAUGUGGUGGAAGGACCUCAAGUGGAAGAUCAUUAUCGCUGUUACUAUCCUGGUCAUUCUUGGCGCCAUCAUUGGUUCCAUCGUCGGUACUCAGACCAACAAGCAAAACUAA
Molecule: messenger RNA, 237 nt
Organism: Lichtheimia ornata
Lineage: Eukaryota; Fungi; Mucoromycota; Mucoromycetes; Mucorales; Lichtheimiaceae
Exons: 4
Coding region: 1-237 (78 amino acids)
Biological process (GO): Golgi ribbon formation; vesicle-mediated transport
Cellular component (GO): membrane
Source: RefSeq, a predicted model, not a curated record